GGUAUUUUUUCAAGAACAUGUUUCAUGCCCAAUGUAUCAAACACUUGUUGGUUUGGUUAUAAAAUAAAGUACCUUAAUAUUAUGGAUAGCUUCCAUGUUUCUAUUUUCUUAGCUAAUCUGUUCUUCACCAUACUCACAAAGGUUUUGAAGAUUAGACAAAUACUACUCCGGUACCUAAUAAGCAUCGAGGAAUAGUUUUAAGAACAACUUACCGUUGCGAUGCUUCAAUUUCCAAGAGUGUGCCCUACCAUCUAGAAGCGGGGUAGUGAGGCUUUCGUUAGGUGCUUAGAUCUAGGAAAGAUCUGCAACAUUAACGGCAGCUAGUAAGUACCCAAAUAAGCCUUUGACUUCGCUCCCGAGGGUUGAAGUUCUAAGUUUAAUUGAGCUACCUAUCGGAUUUCGAAUCUAGGUAGGUAGCCGUUGAGAUUAGGCGUUAAGCACCCUUAUUUCGAGACAAUAAACUCAGUACGAGAAGAAUGACGCUCAUAACUCGCGUAUAUCUCGAAAACUCGAUCACAAUCGACGGGCCGACCGGCGUCCUGAACGGCAGCGAUGUGGCCGCUACCGCCAUAGAGGCAUACAAAUGUAAUGUCUACUGUCAGGAUUCCCAAGGAGUAAUACGCGAGUAUGCCCAUUCGCAUGGAUUAUGGACGGCGACAAUUUCGUCGACUUUUAGGGCCAAGAUGUUUAGUCCUUUAGCUGCCGUCAACUUCAACGGGGGUAAGGAGAUCCGUGUCUACUGCGUCUCGGAAGAUGACUACCUUGAGGAGUGGUGUUACUCAUCUGGACUGAACGGUUGGAGCCCCGGAUACCUCACCAAAUCGAAGUUCCGCGUUGAUGCGAACACGAAGCUCGCCGCUGUGUGCUGGCUAGAUAAUGGACAGCCGAAUAUUCGGGUUUAUGCUCAAGAACCGUGCUCUAAUCAAAUACAGGAAUACGUUAAUGGGAAUCCCUGGAAGAAGGGAGCUGUACUCCCAGCCGCUCACACUGGAACAGGUCUUGCCUCGAUAUGCUGGCUGAAUGACGGAAUUCAUAUCCGAGUGUACUACCAGGCUCCAGAUAUGACUCUGAGGGAGUACUGUUGCGAUGGAGGAUGGUUCGCAGGAGAAUUCCGCACCGAGGGAAUGCCACCCUGCACUUCAAUUGCAGCAGCCGGGUGGUUUAACUCCAUCUCACGGCUACGUGUGUACUGCCAAGAUGCUAGAAAGAAUAUCGUGGCACAUAAGUCAGAUGAUGGGUGGAAGUCCGACGGCAUAAUCAUCGGACCCCUUAGAUGCAAAAGGUUUUCUGCGGCUAUUGAGUGGAACACUCAGGGUGAGCUGAGACUUUACUAUCAGGGGGACGACAAUAGAAUUUACGAGCAUUGCAAGUCUGGUGACAAUGCUUGGCUUAAAGGAUUUUCUUUUGGUUCCUAGGUUUCUAAGUAAUGUCGCGACCGGAUUGAGGGGUGGUACUCGAGAUUUUCGCUCGUCCACAUGGACCUCUUUAUCUUUGAAAUAAAUGAAUAAGAACUGCUGUGAUUCGAGAAUAUCCGGAAGCAAAUUGAUAUUUAGUAAGAACUAAAUGUCUGGCCCUUCUAAGAGAAGUGAGAAUGGGCAAAUAUACCUAGAUAGAUACGUAAACAGAACGGAGUGCAGAGAAUACCCCUGAUCCCGCACCCUACUUUUUACCGCAUAGUUCUCCACUCUGAA
Annulohypoxylon truncatum is the source of this 1691-nucleotide messenger RNA. RefSeq names its product fucose-specific lectin. Bases 477 to 1415 code for a protein of 312 amino acids. Lineage: Eukaryota; Fungi; Ascomycota; Sordariomycetes; Xylariales; Hypoxylaceae. The record is from RefSeq and is a predicted model, not a curated record. The transcript has 6 exons.